GUGUGUUUUCUUGCUCUGAAGCUAAUUGGCUGAAUCUUCCAUCUUGUGAUUGCAGAAGUACAGGCUCUACCUGAAAAGGCUCGGUACUGUGGCAAACCAGCAAACUCACAUGGCCACCGUUUUAGGAGGUAGAAACUCCUAUAUUAAUAUGAGUUCAUUGGAUGGUUUUAGUAAUUUUCAUGCACUGAGGGGAUCUGGACAGCUACCAACUCUUGCAUCUUUUCAACCAAAUGGUUUACCUGGUAAAAUGAAUAGUUCACCUGCAUUUGGAAUGCAUGGGUUGGUACCUUCUCAGAAUGUUCAACUUGGCUGCACCCAGAACAACAGAAGCUAUCCUAUUAAUGAUCUCAGGAAGCUUCAGGGCAUUAGUCUACUUGGAAACCAUCAAGGAAAUUCACUUCAGGGGAUGCCAACUUCUAUGGGACCAGAUCAGCUGCAACAACCCAAGGUAGUGCAGGAAGCAAACAAUAUAUUGCCUUCUGGUUUAUCUGGCAGUGGACUGGCCAAUGGUGUUUUCAGCAGCACUUUUGCUAAUAUGACAAACAAUGCUUUGUCAAUACAAGCAAAUAAGGAGCAGACACACGCUGGGGGAUCGGGCAAUUAUUCUUCUGUUAGAAUGCCUUCCUCUAGCUCAGACCCUUUUGAGUUUUGUUUUGGGGACUCUUCUUACUUUCCUGAUCUUGUUAGAUGUGAUGACACUUCUUAA
Molecule: messenger RNA, 706 nt
Organism: Phoenix dactylifera (date palm)
Lineage: Eukaryota; Viridiplantae; Streptophyta; Magnoliopsida; Arecales; Arecaceae
Source: RefSeq, a predicted model, not a curated record